Molecule: messenger RNA, 2989 nt
Organism: Melospiza melodia melodia
Lineage: Eukaryota; Metazoa; Chordata; Aves; Passeriformes; Passerellidae
Gene: POPDC3
Product: popeye domain containing 3
Exons: 4
Coding region: 495-1424 (309 amino acids)
Biological process (GO): skeletal muscle tissue development; heart development; regulation of membrane potential
Cellular component (GO): sarcolemma
Molecular function (GO): cAMP binding
Source: RefSeq, a predicted model, not a curated record
UGCUCCUGGCCGGGGCUCGCUCUGCAGUGGGACCCUCCGCUGUGUGUCCCAUGUCAGGGUUUGUCCCGUAGGACAGCGGGGUUUCUGAUUCUGCCCGGGUGCUGCCGCUCGUUGACAGAAGAGCUGGCUCGGGAGUAUCUACUUGUCACAAAACCACCUCGGGAUCCGGGGAAUUUUUCCUGCGGCUGGGGGUUUGCCUCGUAGCCUGGCGUUAUUUGAGUCUUCUCCCUCUCCAUCAACUAAUGAUCAGAUGAAGCUACAGAUGACAUGACCAAAGUCAAAACAAUGCAUGAACUGAUGAGAAACAGCACUCAGAACUUCAGCUUCCUCGUUGCUGGAAACCCUAAGUGCAACUUUACUACCAAGAGACCCUGAUGUUAUGUGAUCACUGAGCACAGUUUGUAAGAAUGGAAAACCAAAGGAAAACCAAAACUAGUAGCAUCUCAUAAAUAAAAGAUUUCAAGAUUCAGCUGAAUCAAAAAACUAUUCCAGCCAUGGGAGAAAAUGCAAGUUUUUGGGAAAGUCUGAUAUAUGCACAUCCUACAUGUACCAGCUGGAAGCAAGAGGCAGAGGGAUCUAUCUACCACCUAGCCAGUAUUUUCUUUGUCGUGGGCUUCAUGGGUGGAAGUGGAUUCUUUGGGCUCCUCUACGUCUUCAGCUUGCUUGGACUGGGCUUUCUCUGCUCUUCUGUUUGGGCUUGGCUGGAUGUGUGUGCUGCUGAUAUAUUCUCCUGGAAUUUUGUACUGUUUGCCAUUUGCUUUGUCCAGUUUGUUUAUGUUACCUACCAAGUGCGGAGUGUUGCCUUUGACAGGGAAUUCCAGGAACUCUACAGUGCUCUCUUCCAGCCUCUGGGGAUUUCCUUGACUGUGUACAGGAAGAUUGUCCUGUGCUGUGAUGCAGAAGUGGUUACCCUGGAGAAGGAGCAUUGUUAUGCCAUGCAGGGCAAAACACCUAUUGACAAACUGUCCUUGCUUGUGUCAGGCAGGAUCAGAGUGACAGUUGAUGGGGAGUUUCUGCAUUAUAUUUUUCCUCUUCAAUUUCUGGACUCUCCUGAAUGGGAUUCACUGAGGCCCACAGAAGAGGGAAUUUUCCAGGUAACGCUCACAGCAGAGACAGACUGUCGGUACGUGGCCUGGAGGAGAAAGAAGCUCUACCUGCUGUUCGCCAAGCACCGCUUCAUCUCCCGCCUCUUCUCCAUCCUGAUCGGGAGCGACAUCGCCGAGAAGCUGUACGCACUCAACGACCGGGUGCACGUGGGCCAGGGCUUCAGGUACGACAUCCGCCUGCCCAACUUCUACCACGUGGCGCUGCCGGAGCCGCCCCCGGUGCUGCCGCCGCCGCGCCCGCACCGCCUGCAGCGGGGCUCGCCGCGCCGCCCGCCCGCCGCGCCCGCCAACUGCGGCUCCUUCCUCGCCCCCUCCUAGGCAGGGACACCCUGCCCCAGGCACUCCUCACAGCGCUGGAGGGAAACGGGAGCUGGCGGAGCAGAGGGGCAGAGAGACGGAAGCAGACGAAGCCAAAUUUGACUGACAAGUGCCAUUAACUGUUAUAAGUAGAAAAGCUGUCCAUUUUUUUAAAAGGUUGCAGAGUUCACAGGUUGGGCUAGUUGCUGCCAGGGUGGAGUUCUAACCUUUUGUUAUUGUAAUCACCUGUCGUUGUCAUUAACUACCCGUCGUUGAUGGUUAAGAAUUCCCCCUUUUGUCGAGUGGUACCCUGCUGCUUCCUGGAGGAUGGCACCCAGACGGAAGGUGAAGAGGAGGAGACCUCGGAGUUGGCAUGGAAAUGACAUCCAGCAUGCAGCCAGCAUGCUACGGGAGAAGCCCCUCACCAAACCUAACCAAAAACCCCUAAAAACAACGAGCCAACACAAAAUUGACGAAUCAAAAUGAUGACUAGACGUGAGGAACAGAAUCCAGUAUCUGCUAAGAUCCUUUUUCCCCUCACCCUAACGACAAAAGAUGUCGGCUAGAUAGAGCACCUCGAAUGUUGAAUGGGAAAGAGGGGAGUCUCUUGAUGCUCUCAUGAGGAUUGGAACCGCAGCUCUGCCCACAGACCAGUGGACAAAGCUGCACUCUUCCUCCUCCUUGGGGUCACUCCUGGGAGCAGCAGCUGAGUGAGCAUGGACCCCUCGGUUCUCCUCUGCCUGAGAAAGGUCUCCUGCUCAUGUUUGGUGUUUAUUUCAUUAACUGGAGUAGGUUGAUUUCUUUAUCUCAAGCCAGCGGGUUGGCUUCUGCAUUUUGACUGUCUGUGCAAUAUGUUUAUUUUCUGUUGAUACUCCUUCAUCUCUUUUGGAGUAGAACAAAUCAUAACAGUACGAGGUCUUAUUGCAAUUGUGCUGGCCUCUCUGGUGGCAUGUUGUUUUUUUGUAUUGUUUUGUUUUUAAAGCAAGCCCAUGGAAUUUGUAACUAUAAUUUCCUCAAAAGAUUUUGUCACAAUGAAGUAUGGUCAGAAUAGUCAAUGAAAACAACUAAGUCAUCUUCAAAAUAUACCAACUGGUUUAUAAUGUUCUUUUUUAUGCCAUGUGAACAUUCUCUCAAUUUACAUGAAUAAUGUUGCAGAAAAAAACACUAAGGAACGAUUGCAUUGAGUUUGUUUCUUAAAGAAAUGAAAGAUAUUGAAAUGCACAGCAAGAUGGUUAAAAACCCAAACAAAACAACAAAUUGUGUCCCAUGAGUAAUUGGUUUCUCUCUGACUGUCCUCAAGAGGUAAUACGUGAAAACAAAUACAAGUGUCAUUGCUGGCAUUAGAAAAAUGCAAAGAGCUGUGACUGCUGCAAACACAGCUUAGGGAAAUGUUGUGUAGCAUUUCUGAUGGAAUGUGAUGCUAUAGGACCUGGGGUUCUGCAGUGUCAGCGCCCUUUGUGACAUGUACAAUAAAUAACGUUAAUCAAUCUACUGCCAAACCAUUGGAGUUUAUUUUAUAAUAUUCCUUUUAACUAUGUUGGGAAGAGACUAAAACAGCUGCAGCAAUAAAUACAAUUUUUAACUGA